AAUCGGGUAGCAAAGUGUACGCGUCGUGUACCUCCCGCACAGACAUGGCUCCACAUGCAGAAGUAUCGGCACUAUAACCUUGAUUGAUCAGCUUCUUCGCUCGAGACAACAUGCAGGCUGCCAUGGAUAUCACGGCAAAGUAUUGCCAUGCAGAAAUGGAGGCGUACGGGUCAUGCGUGGCCUCCAACCCAUCAACAUGGCAGUCGAAGUGUCACGAGCUGAAGAUAAAGGUUGCACAGUGCACAUCGUCGCACCCAGUGAUUCAGAAGAUCAAACAGAAUUGCUCCACAGAGUUUGUAGAGUUUGAGCGCUGCCUGAGAGAGAACCAGGACAAACCUACCUCCUGCUCAUUACAUGUGGCUCGCUUUCUGGGUUGUGCGGAGACAGUAGACCUCAGUGGAGUGGAUCCGGCACCUCAGCCAUCGUAGCAUUCAGACAUCUUCCAUCACCUUCAGAUUACUAGUGUUUUUUAGAAGCAAGGCAAAUGGGCUUGUUUUACAUUCGUCCCCACUCGUGUUAAUGUGUGUACAGUUUAUGUUAGGAUGUCUGUGUUCCUCAUGUGACUUAUUUCAUCUUUCUUCAACAAAGAUAAAUAUGAAUGCAACAUUACAGACUGUGAGUUCGACUGCAUCGUUCUUCUCGUACUCCUCAUUGUAAAUGUUGUGUUCAUGUGAAGAUAACAUUUAUUAUUGCCUGUAUGCAAGAAGUCUGUUUUUUUUUUUACAGAUUUUUAUUGAACCAUCUCAUUAAAAUGUACAUCAGACUUGUA
This is a messenger RNA of Cyclopterus lumpus (lumpfish), 769 nucleotides long. RefSeq names its product coiled-coil-helix-coiled-coil-helix domain-containing protein 5. NCBI's taxonomy places the organism in Eukaryota, Metazoa, Chordata, Actinopteri, Perciformes, Cyclopteridae. The transcript is spliced from 4 exons. Bases 111 to 428 code for a protein of 105 amino acids. The record is from RefSeq and is a predicted model, not a curated record.